This is a messenger RNA of Anthostomella pinea, 330 nucleotides long. NCBI's taxonomy places the organism in Eukaryota, Fungi, Ascomycota, Sordariomycetes, Xylariales, Xylariaceae. The record is from the annotation of a GenBank genome assembly.
AUGGCUGCCAAGAAAGAUUCUGCAAUGCUUCAAAGAAAGCUCACCGUGUCAACCAGCGAGCAAGUCCCCGCGGACCCCGGAAACCCCACCACCGACAAUAGUCUCGCGCACAAGGCGAAGGCUCCGUUUGAUCGCUUUGCCAGCCAGACCAAGAAUGCGAAUGUCGCAUCCAAAUUCAAGCUUCGCCCUGAAGCCAAAGAGUUCCGAUCUGCCCAGCGAACCUUCUACGAGAAAUUUGAGGGACCCCGAUUGAUCGUCGAUAAGGAGGAAUUCAUCCGGGGCAUGAAGAGAUACAACCUCAAGGGGCUGAGUGCCACUCGAUGGACUUAG